This is a messenger RNA of Oryza brachyantha (malo sina), 1888 nucleotides long. RefSeq lists its product as uncharacterized. Bases 1 to 1722 code for a protein of 573 amino acids. The transcript is spliced from 4 exons. The record is from RefSeq and is a predicted model, not a curated record. NCBI's taxonomy places the organism in Eukaryota, Viridiplantae, Streptophyta, Magnoliopsida, Poales, Poaceae.
AUGGUGGCACAUAAGAAGAUGGAUCCAUCGGUUUCGUCUUCCCGUAAGCAUGGUCUGUACCAUUUUCUGCAAUCUGACGAUCAGUGUUUUAUUGGUUCUUCGAUCGGCAUCUCCCCUGAAGAAAUAGGAACGCUAGAGCAAACGGAGAUGGAGCAAAUUUCUUCUGAUCUACAGUCGUUGAAGACGCUCUAUGGGCUGCUACACAAAGGUCCGGCGGAUGAAAAUUUAGAUGAAACAUCAAGAGCCUUUCUGAUGAGGAUGUUAGAUGAUGCUACUCAGCAGACUCUCCUCAAGCAGGCAAAGAUGCUGUCAGGUUCCGCAAUGUCUCCUGCGCUGGAGAGGAAGCUCUCGGUGCAGCCUGAUCGCCGGAGGCGCGACGACGCCAUGCCGUGCCUGAAGCCGAUAGCCUCAUUCAGCCCCAGCGUCCAUGCCAGCGAGAGAUCAAGCCGGCCGAGGGCGCAAGGCACCGUGAGAAGCCGAGACAGCCGCCAUGUCCAAGGCGAUCGUUUCCUUGCUCGCGUGGCCUCCAACCUCUCGUCAAGAACCGCCGUGCCGCCGCGCCGUCCGGAUCAACGCAUUUCCCGCCUCGCCUCGCCUCGUUCUUCGUUCAGGCCCGUGACGCCGCAGCACGGCACGGUGGCCGGUGGGACGCCGCGCUCCGACAGGAGGGGUAAUGAGAACGGCCCGCGCCGCGGCUCCAGCGGUGGUGAUCAGUCGUCGACGGAGCGCGGCAGCAGCAGGCGCGGCUCCGUCUACCGCGAGCCGUCGGCUGUACAGAAACUGCAUCGCGGCGGCUCGGCGGCGGCAUGGCCACAUGGAGCGGAGGGCUCCUCGACGCGCCAUCUCGGGAGGACGGACUCCGGCUUGUCCGUGAGCGUGCGGCCGCGCCGUGCCUCUCAGCGAGCCGCGCGGUGCGCGGCGGCGCCGAAGCUGACCUCGUCGAGCAACGCGGCUGCCACGAUACGCAGCCGCAUCGGGCCGAACCGGUACACCAUGGAGCGCUCCCUACAUCGAGCUGGUGAAGUUGAAGAAGAGAGCCUGCGGCGGCGACGGGGGAAGGAAGUCGCCGAUGAUGCCAGCGUCAACAUGGGCAGAUCAAGCCGGCCGCCGCGGCGAACGCUGAAUAAGAUCAACUCCGGCAGCACGUACAGCAGCGGCGGCUCAUCACGUGCCGCUGCCUCGUUCGCCUCCUGGAGCCCCACAGAGGCGUCAUCGUCGGGAGCUUCAGCUUCCGCCCCGUCGUGGGUGUCAUCGAGGCCGAGAGGCCAUGCGCCGCCGCAGCACGCAUUUGAUAUAGGCGCGUCGACGAGCCGCCAUCGCCGCCGCCGGGAACGCCAGGAGAGGAGGGUGGGGCGGCUGAGGUGGGUCAAGAACAAGCUCGCCCUGGUGUUCCAUCACCGCCAUGAUCACCACCACCACCACUUCGGGCCCUCGGGCAACCAGAACCAGGAGGGGCUCCUGGCCAGUCGUGGCCACCACCACAUGUCGCCGUGGGGGUUUCUCGGGGGCGUCUUCCACCGUGCGAAGAAGACUGUGCAGGCAAAGCGGCGUGGCGGCGCGCUGUUCAACGCACCGCCGGCGUACGUAUGGGACACACGGAGGCCGCCGGCCGGCGGUGCGAUGUGGCGUAUGGGCAGCCGGCUGAAGGUCAAGAAGCUGAAUUGGUUGCAGCGGAUGAAUCCACGGCGCCGCCGCCGUUCAGGAUAUGGAAAAGCAGUGUAGUCGCAUACGUGAUAUACGUUCAAAUAGGCAUAACAUGUGUGUUGUAAUUUGUUUCACCAGAUGUUCAUGCCAAUAAAAGGUUUCGGGGUAUGUUAAUACUCCGUAGAAAAAUGUCGUUGGAUACAUAAAUAUGUUGUUCUAUGAAAUAUAGAUGAUGCAAGGAGUA